AUGCCAAGUGUAGGAAUGGGGUCUCAUACCCAAACGAAUGCCUUGGCCAGUCUAUGCACUCUUCUGGUGCCACGAAUCUGGGCAGAUACUCAGUUAAUCAAACACUCGCCCAAAACAGAUGAGUUGAACUCGAAGCAGUCGAGUCUACAAACUGUAGAAAAACAAUCUCAAUCUGUUAGCAGCAGAAAUGCCCAUCGUUUAGCACCUUCCGCCUAUACCCCCUAUACCACCACUAUAACUAGCCGUUGCAACACUUUUCAAGCAGAUACCGAGUUGCAAAGCGUCUUUGGUGCUUUCUGUAUCAGAGUGAUUCGACAGACCCAGUCCAACAGCAUUCUUGUGUUUGUGGCUCUACUAUAUGUCCGCCGUCUUAGACUACGCAAUCUAAACAUGUCAGGAUCCUAUCAAAAGCCAAGCCGAGGACUUGAUUUUCGACUUUUCGCACUUGGCAUGAUGCUUGCGUGUAAAAUGCAAGAAGAUCGAUGGGGGGCCGAUGUGAUUAUGGCAGCGGUACAAAGCCCCAGCAGCCAGAAUGAGCAUCUAUCUCGCAGUACCUGGGCCAGUAUUCUCUGUGUCAAGAAUACAGCAGAAUUAGCAUUACUUGAGCGAGGGUUCCUUGUUGGGCUUGGAUACGAGUUAUUUGUUGGAGUUGAAGAACUGACCGUGUUUAUCAAUGAGAUGCGAAUAGUAUGCGAUCAAUCUGUAGCAAGACACACGAGGACAAUUUUUGAAUUGCAUAUGCAAGACCGUAUCUUUAGUGAUGUUGCAACGAUGAUCAAAAGAGCAACUUGUGAUUAG
This is a messenger RNA of Batrachochytrium dendrobatidis JAM81, 798 nucleotides long. RefSeq lists its product as uncharacterized. Gene Ontology annotation, biological process: regulation of cyclin-dependent protein serine/threonine kinase activity. The record is from RefSeq and is a predicted model, not a curated record. Bases 1 to 798 code for a protein of 265 amino acids. Lineage: Eukaryota; Fungi; Chytridiomycota; Chytridiomycetes; Rhizophydiales. Gene Ontology annotation, cellular component: nucleus; cyclin-dependent protein kinase holoenzyme complex. Gene Ontology annotation, molecular function: cyclin-dependent protein serine/threonine kinase regulator activity; protein kinase binding. The transcript has a single exon.